AUGGACGUGGUCCUCGAGGUCACCGAUCAGUUCAUGUUCGAUUACAUAUAUGCCUGGCUAUUACCAGCGCGACCUGCUCUCUAUGAUUUCCCCGGCAAGACCAAUGGCACCGCCCAAGCUUUCUCAUCCUGGGUGUAUAAGCCCGCGACCGAGUUCUUCUCGCUCGAACCCUCGCAAGCGGCUUAUCAGAGUAUUUGGGCCAGAGACAAUAUCUACCGCCAGGCUCUAUCGCUGUUCCUAAUACUAUGGCUCUUCGGUCUCGUAACCUACUACGUCUUCGCCUCUCUCUCGUACAUCUUCGUCUUCGACAAGAAGACCAUGGAGCACCCCAAGUUCCUCAAGAACCAGGUCUGGCUUGAGAUCAAGCAAGCCAACACCGCCCUUCCCGUCAUGGCGCUCUUCACCUUCCCUUUCCUGGUCGCCGAAGUGCGCGGUUACUCGCUCCUGUAUGAUACCUCAGCCGAGGGUCCCGGCCGCUGGUACGACUUCUUCCAGUUCCCGCUCUUCAUCAUGUUCACCGACUUUGGCAUCUACUGGAUCCACCGCGGUCUUCACCACCCGUCCGUGUACAAGCACCUGCACAAGCCUCAUCACAAGUGGAUCAUGCCGACCCCUUACGCCAGCCACGCCUUCCACCCCAUCGACGGCUUUGCCCAGAGCAUCCCCUACCACGUCUUCCCCUUCAUCUUCCCGCUCCAGAAGAUGGCGUACGUCGGUCUCUUUGUUUUUAUCAACUUCUGGACCAUCAUGAUCCACGACGGCGAGUACUACGCCAACAACCCGGUCAUCAACGGCGCCGCCUGCCACUCUGUCCACCAUUUCGCCUUCAACUACAACUACGGCCAGUUCACCACGCUGUGGGACCGCCUCGGCGGCAGCUACAGGCAGCCUGACGAUGACCUAUUCAAGAAGGAGAAGAAGAUGAGCACGACGACGUGGAAGAAGCAGGUCAACGAGAUGGAAAAGAUUGUCAAGGAGGUGGAGGGUGAGGAUGAUCGGAUGUAUGAGCCGACUGAGACCAAGAAGUUGAUAUAA
Messenger RNA from Sordaria macrospora k-hell, 1035 nucleotides. RefSeq lists its product as uncharacterized. Gene Ontology annotation, cellular component: membrane. Gene Ontology annotation, molecular function: iron ion binding; C-5 sterol desaturase activity. NCBI's taxonomy places the organism in Eukaryota, Fungi, Ascomycota, Sordariomycetes, Sordariales, Sordariaceae. Gene Ontology annotation, biological process: sterol biosynthetic process. The record is from RefSeq and is a predicted model, not a curated record.